Molecule: messenger RNA, 3265 nt
Organism: Eurytemora carolleeae
Lineage: Eukaryota; Metazoa; Arthropoda; Copepoda; Calanoida; Temoridae
Exons: 27
Coding region: 112-3027 (971 amino acids)
Biological process (GO): chemical synaptic transmission; chloride transmembrane transport; signal transduction
Cellular component (GO): membrane; neuron projection; synapse
Molecular function (GO): extracellular ligand-gated monoatomic ion channel activity; transmembrane signaling receptor activity; protein binding
Source: RefSeq, a predicted model, not a curated record
UCUGUAUAUGUACAUUUGUAGGAACUUGAGCGGGGCGAGAGUAAUCAGGAAGUGUUUUAUGCCAGGAAACAUUUUGUGAGUGCACCGGAAAUACAGAGUUUAUGACUGAAGAUGGGGAGACCUCAUGCAUUUCCUUUCUUCCUCUGGUUUUUCUCCUUCAUUUUCUGUACCCAGGGGGAAACUCUGACCGGAUUUCAUCUCCUUGAUAAUAAGCUCGAGACCAGGUUUGCUCCUGAACAAGGAUUGCUUACAACAACAACAACUGUUGCAGUACCAAAACAGCUGAGCUUCUGUAUCUGGAUCUAUGCUGAGUUUAACAGAUUUGGAGAUCAGAUUCCAGUAAUAGAAUUCUUCAGGCUGAAUGAAACUGGGCCACCCUUUAUAGCCCUCAUGUAUCGGAAGGAUGAAACUACAAAUCCUAAGAUUACUAUAGAUGGAGUUUCUUCCUGGAAUUUUAAGAAUGAUGUUGUGAUGGAAAGGAAAUGGAGCCAUCUAUGUGUCGGUAUUGAUAUAGAGGAAAAUACCCUGAUGAUGUAUCAAAAUGGAGUGUCAGAUUUUCAUCCCAUCAGCUUUUCAGCACCACUAAAGAACAGACUCUCUAAUAACACUGAGCUUCCAAUGGUAGUUCGUCUAGGACAUUACUAUUUUGACUCAAAACCUUUGAUUGGGAAGAUUGCUGGAGUAAAUGUUUGGGAUAUCAAGUUGAGUGAUGAAGAGCUAAAAGAGUACUCAAAUUGUAAUUCUGUGGUCCAACUUAAUGGAAAUAUAGUAAACCAAUCAACAGUGUGGAAUAUUACAGGACGCUUUAUAGAAAGGAGAGAGUUUAGCAAGUCUGAAAUUGAAUGUUCAGAUCAAAACAAACAUAAAACUGUAUUUGUUACAUCACUUUUCAAAAAUUUUGAGGAUGCAAAUGAAGCUUGCGAUAAAUACAAGCUGAACAGUAUGGCAGCUGAGUUUAAGAGUCUUGAAGAGUUCCGAAAAUACCAAGAUGAAGGAACUAGUAAUCCUGCUGUACUAUCUGAAUGCUGGACCGGGGGAAGAUUACUUCAUUGGUUACCUUAUUCAGCAGAUGCUAAAAACAAGUCACUGACACAAGAAGAUUUCAGUCAUGUCCAUAGCAAGGAACCGUUAGCUGUAAUGGCAUGGCGACCUAAUCAACCCAAUGGGAAGAAUCUGCAAUGUGUUAAGGCAUAUUUAAGUUUGCAGUAUGAUGUGAGCUGGUAUGAUUUUCCCUGUUUUAAUCAAAAUUUACAGUGGGCAUCCUGCACUGCUUGCAAAAUACCUCAGACUUUUGAAUCCUCUAUUGCAAUUACUUUGAAGGGACUUUGUGAGUAUACAAAGUUUGACACAAGUUAUCAGGUCACAAAUGAUCCAAAAACAGGGUAUAUAUCUUAUAUUGGAAAAAAAUCCACUGUUAUCAAAUAUGAUUCUCAGCAACGGUUGUGGAUCAUGUCAAAUGUCAACAAUCCUGACGUAAGAGCAACAUCAUCUGCGCUUCUUAAAACUUAUGUAAUGGGAACUCAGAACUGGACUAUCAAAAAUGAUAUUGAUUGUGAAGAACAAGAGUCUACAUUGUUAACUUUAUCAACAUGUAAAGAUGAUGAAUUUGCUUGCUCCAAUGGACUCUGCAUAGAUAUUGUGAAGCGUUGUGACAGUAAAACAGAUUGCAGAGACAAAAGCGAUGAGUUUGGCUGUCGUCGCAUACAGCCAGAUGAAUCCUAUCAAAAAUUCAUAGCACCGCCAUUAUAUAAGCAUCAAAAUGUAUCCAAGAUUAUAAUUGAAGUCUCUGCAGACAUAAUGGACAUUUUAGAUAUUGAUGAAAAAGCCUCAAUUUUUCAGGUACAGUUUUAUCUUCAUUUCUCCUGGUAUGACGGACGACUUACAUUCUUUGAUCUGAGAAAUGAUUCUGGACUGAAUAAUUUGUCUCCUUUGGAAAAAAACCUUCUUUGGAUUCCAGAACUUGUAUUUGACAAUACUGAGAACAAAGCUAAAACCUUGAUAGAUGAUGAAGCCACUAUUACAAUUGAAAAACAAGGUGACUUCUACCUUUCUGGUCUAGAAGAAUAUACCAACAGAGAGUACUACAGGGGAUCAGAGAAUAAAAUUACACUUUCUAGAUUCUAUAAUACAAGGUUUUUGUGUCAGUACAACUUACAGUGGUACCCUUUUGAUAUACAGAAUUGUCAACUUCGACUGACAAUGUUUGGAAAAUCAGGAGAUUUUGCAACUUUAGAAGCACAGGUUCUGAACUUCUUUGGGAAAAGAUUCUCUAAAGAGUUUGUAGUGGAGAGCUAUUUCAUGAGAAUCUCUGAGACAAGAGGAGAAACAGAACUUGAGAUGAAUGUGAUACUGGGUAGGAAUUUAAUUCCUAUUGCCUUGAACACAUACCUUCCAUCUACAUUACUGGUCAUUAUCAGCUAUGUAACAGUCUUCUUUAAACCAUUCUUCUUUGAGGCUGUUGUCACUGUGAAUCUAACUACUUUACUGGUACUGGUUACUCUGUUUGUCAGUGUAAGUAAUAGCCUCCCACCAACAUCCUACAUUAAGAUGAUUGAUGUAUAUCUGAUUUUCUCUCUGUUAAUUCCAUUUGCUGAAGUACUACUAAUUACAGUGAUGGACUAUCUAAGAAUGAAAGUUGAAAAGGAAGCUAACACUGACAGCCUUGAUGAUACUGAGGCUGGAAGGAAGGUAAAUCAUCAUGGAAAGAUGAUAACUGUCUGUGAAUGUCCAAGUCCAACACAAGAAAAAGUAAGCAAACGUAACCAGCAGCCCUCAGUUGAGGAAGUUCUGAAGAAAGACAAGAAAAUCCGCCCCUUGGAUCUGAUCCAUAGGAAUGAAGAGGUUGAAGUGGAUGCCAGACAGGCACUGUACUCCCAUGCCAGGAAGACAGGAAGGAUCCUCCAGUGGUUCAAAAGGUUCGCGGUCUUUGGUAUUCCCAUCAUAGUGAUCAUGUUCACAGUGCCAUACUUUUUUAUUGGAGUGAAUCAUAUCCUGAGAGCGAGGAAGGAAGUGGAACUUGAAGAGUAGACAAGCAAAGAUCCUAAAGCAUAAAAAGAAAUGAAUAAAAAUUUAUAUGUCUAUUUAUCCAAUAAUUAUUCAAAUAUCCCAUCAAUGAUAUGAAGCAUAAAGAGAAAUGAAUAAUAUGUGUAUAGAUGUCUAUUUAUCCAAUAAUUAUUCAAAUAUCCCAUCAAUGAUAUGAAGCAUAAAGAGAAAUGAAUAAUAUAUGUUUAGAUGUCUAUUUAUCCAAUAAUUAUUCAAAUAUCCC